CGCCGGAUAGUCCUGCUGUCGCAGUAUAAGUAAACACUGCCCUUCUCAGUUUGAGAGAGAGAGAGAGAAAAGCGCGGUAAAGCUUUUCCAGAAUAGGGGAAACCGCUCCAUGGCAGGAAGCAAGCUAUCUGCUGUUGUUGUCAUAUCGAUAUGUUUUGUGAUCUUUGUGAGUAAAAGUGAAAGUGGUCAUUGUAACUCAGGUCAGACUGUCCAUAUCUUACCAAAUGGUAGUGCCCGUUGUUGUAUACCAUGGCCAUAUACCUGUCCCAUAAAUUACCCUUACACGAUUUGUGACAAAGAUGGCGGCCCGGAUGUCUGCAGGAAAUGUCCUUCAGGCUCCAUUCAACCGAAUCUUUCCAACUCAACCCAUCCGAAAAGUUGUUUCAAAAACAGGCCGAUAUGUAGUGAAGACAAAGUUCCACUGAACCGGGUGGAAAUGCUCAGGGGUGUGAGACCAUCCUGCAUCUGUGACAGAGCAAACAAUUACUUCCCUAUAAUGGGUGGCAUUGGAUGUGACUUCAAACCGCGGGGUUGUCCAAAAGGAAAGGAACUACAGGUGAAUGGAACUUGUGGAGAAUGUCUUUUGGGAACUUACAAAGAUUGGGGUGGCUUCGGCUUGUGUAAGCCUUGGACCAAUUGUGAAAGUAAACGUCUUUCCUUGAAGCUAAAUGGUACAACAUCCACAGACGCCAAAUGUGAGAAGCAGAGCAAAGUGAUCUCCAAGCAUGUAACGUCUGUAAUGCCAAUGAACAGGACAUUAGGUGAGUGAGCUAUGAAGGAUGUAGUACGA
Molecule: messenger RNA, 790 nt
Organism: Liolophura sinensis
Lineage: Eukaryota; Metazoa; Mollusca; Polyplacophora; Chitonida; Chitonidae
Product: tumor necrosis factor receptor superfamily member 9-like
Exons: 7
Coding region: 110-769 (219 amino acids)
Source: RefSeq, a predicted model, not a curated record